Molecule: messenger RNA, 2339 nt
Organism: Prosopis cineraria
Lineage: Eukaryota; Viridiplantae; Streptophyta; Magnoliopsida; Fabales; Fabaceae
Product: F-box protein At5g07670-like
Exons: 2
Coding region: 37-1575 (512 amino acids)
Biological process (GO): SCF-dependent proteasomal ubiquitin-dependent protein catabolic process
Cellular component (GO): SCF ubiquitin ligase complex
Molecular function (GO): protein binding
Source: RefSeq, a predicted model, not a curated record
UCUGUGUCCCUCCUCUUCCAAACAUUCCCGUUAGCCAUGAAAGCAAAGCCUCCAUUCUUAGGUGCUGGAGAAGAAGAAGCUGCACAUUUGAAAUGCGAAGCAGAGCAGAGCGACUACUCCUUCUCAGCCAUGUCGUUUCCUUCGGAGAACCUGAACCCUAACUCGCUGAACUCCGACAAGGUACCCACCUGGUCCGAUUUCUGGCUACACAGUAAAGCCAAUCCUCUGAAGGAUAUGGUUCUCGCCAUGCAGCUUCACUCCCUUUCUUCACCCAAAGACCCCAAAUCCAAAACCCUAAUCCCUAAUUUCGCUAAAAUAGACCGAACCCUUCUCUUAUCUGACGAGCUUCUUCUUAAAAUCCUCGCCAGGCUUCCCGAUUCACAGAGGAACUCCAACUCUCUUGUUUGCAAGCGCUGGUUGAAUCUCCAGGGUCGGCUUGUACGAUCACUGAAAGUCUUGGAUUGGAACUUCGUGUUGUCUGGUAGGUUGAUACAUAGAUUUCCCAAUUUAAACCAUGUAGAUUUGGUUUCUGGGUCUUUGAUUUCGCUUCGAAAUUCGGGCAUCUUUUUGAGUCACCGAGUUGUUUCUCUGCAUGUUGAUUCUGGGUUUCCCGCUAAUUGGUGUGUUGGUGAGGAAAACAUGCUCCCUGUUGAAGUCAUUGAUGCUGGAAUGAAAGCCCUUGCUUGUGGGUGCCCCAAUUUACGGCGGCUAAGGGUUAUUGGUGCCAGUGAAAUGGGUCUGUUGUAUGUGGCUGAGGAGUGCCCCACAUUGCAAGAGUUGGAGCUGCAAAGAUGCAAUGACAAUGUGUUGCGUGGGAUUGCAGCGUUUGAGAAUCUGCAAAUCUUGAAAUUGGUUGGGAACGUUGAUGGAUUCUACUUCUCAGUGGUUUCAGAUAUUGGAUUGACAAUCUUAGCUCAAGGUUGUAAGAGGCUGGUGAAGCUUGAGCUUAAUGGGUGCGAAGGGAGCUUUGAUGGGAUCAAAGCUAUUGGCAAAUGCUGCCAAAUGCUAGAGGAAUUGACUCUUUGUGACCAUAGGAUGGAUGAUGGGUGGUUAGCAGCACUCUCAUUUUGUGAGAAUUUGAAGACUUUGAGGUUCCUGUCGUGCAAGAAAAUUGAUUCUAACCCAGGACGAGAGGAGUAUUUGGGUUCUUGUCUAGCUCUUGAACGCCUGCAUUUGCAGAAAUGCCAAUUACGAGAUAAAAAUAGUAUGAGUGCAAUCUUUUCCGUAUGCAGGGCUGCAAGGGAGAUUAUUUUCCAGGACUGCUGGGGAUUGCAUAAUAACAUGUUCAGUUUUGCAAGCAUUUGCAGGCGAGUAAGGUUGUUACACUUGGAAGGAUGCUCGUUACUAACAACAGAGGGUCUAGAGCCUGUAAUUCAAUCCUGGUCAGAGCUUCAGAGCCUAAGAGUAGUCUCAUGCAAGCAUAUAAAGGAGAGUGAAAUCUCUCCUGCGCUUGCAACCCUGUUUACCAACCUUGUAGAGUUGAGAUGGAGGCCAGACACCAAGUCUCUUCUUCCCUCAAAUCUUGUGGGAACAGGCAUGGGCAAGAGAGGGAGCAGAUUUUUCAAGAGGGCAUAACAGGAACUGAAUUUAAGGAGAGGAUUCUCUCCAGGUCCAGUCAGAGAAGAAAAGAUAGAGGUUUUUGUGGGUCUCACGUGUUAGGCAGAGCCACCAUACCUCUCUUUCUCUCCAUGUGUAUUGCAGAACCACUUGUAGAGAACUAAAACCCUGAAAUUACUAUGAUAGGCCUUAUCACUCUCUUUAUCCCUUUCUUUCUUCUUCUUCUUUGUUGGUAUCCUAGGUCUUUGACCCGGAUUAUUUCGAUCGGUAGCUUGUGAGCAUCUCUCUGGAAAGCAUACCUUUCACUGAAAACUUAAUCACUGCUGUAUACUCAGGAUUUGAACUCACAACUUCUGGUCAAGUUAGCCCAAUUCCCUAGCCAGUUGAUCUUAGUGGAUCUUAAUCUCUUUCUACGCCUACUCAACUCAGCUAGUAGGCGUCGACUUGGGAACAAAGAAUUCUCACUGACAUCAAUGUGUAUUUAUGUACGUACUUACUUUUGUUUUAGAUUUAGAUGUUGUGAUGGAGGAAGGAAGACUGUUCUUUUGUUUUCUUCCUUCGGGAAAAAGGCAACAGCCGAGCGAUGUAAUCACGUGUAAGCCAAAUGCAUUUUACUCUCUAAAGUAGAAAUUGGCAAUGGGAACGUUCAGUUAAAGUACCAAUGCUACCGUUAUGUGUGGACCCACACGGCACUCGAGGAUGCGUUGAACUUUGCAUCAUUUAAAUUUAAAAUUAAAGUUGUAGAUUUUGGGGUACCCUAUAAAGUUGUCUUUUCACAUUUA